AUGUUCACCAAGAAUAUCAUCCUCGCCGCCGCUCUCGUUGGCCAAGCUUACGGUUUGACUAUCAACACCCCUGCAUCUCUUGUUCAAUGUCAACCUGCCUCCAUCACUUUCUCUGAUGGUCAAUCACCUUAUAUUCUUGCUGUCAUUCCCGGUGGUCAAGUUUCCGCUGCCGCCAUUGAGACCAUCAAUGAUAGUCUUACCGCUUCCCCCGUAACAUGGAACGUCAACCUCGCUGCCGGUACCUCUAUUACCCUUAAGAUCACCGACUCCGCAGGUACCAUUGCAUACUCUUCUCCUUUGACCAUCCAAGCUGGUUCUUCAUCCUCUUGUUUGAACUCCACCGCAGCAACCAGCGGUGUCUCGACCGGUGCCAUCACCACCACUGUCGCUUCUGCUUCCGGAACAGCCAGUGCCCAAUCUGGAAACGGAGCUUCCACCACCUCCAUGACCUCUGUAAUGGCAUCAUCCGCUGCCGCUUCUUCAGCUGCCUCGUCCGCUGCUGCCUCUUCCGCCGCCGCUUCUUCAGCUGCUGCUAGCAAGGCUUCUUCUGCCGCUGGUUCCGCCACUGCUGCUGUCGGCUCUGCCGCUGCCUCUGCUACCUCCGCAGCUGCUUCAGCCGCCGCUUCCGCCGCCUCAGGUGCCCUUGCCAACAAGGCUGUUGCCCUCCCUGCCGUUGCCCUCGCUAUCGUCGGUGGUCUCGCCAUGCUCCUUUAG
Messenger RNA from Kwoniella shivajii, 714 nucleotides. RefSeq lists its product as uncharacterized. The coding region runs from base 1 to 714 and encodes 237 amino acids. The transcript is spliced from 8 exons. The record is from RefSeq and is a predicted model, not a curated record. NCBI's taxonomy places the organism in Eukaryota, Fungi, Basidiomycota, Tremellomycetes, Tremellales, Cryptococcaceae.